Messenger RNA from Prosopis cineraria, 2423 nucleotides. RefSeq names its product proteinaceous RNase P 2. Gene Ontology annotation, molecular function: protein binding; ribonuclease P activity. NCBI's taxonomy places the organism in Eukaryota, Viridiplantae, Streptophyta, Magnoliopsida, Fabales, Fabaceae. The record is from RefSeq and is a predicted model, not a curated record. The coding region runs from base 342 to 1913 and encodes 523 amino acids. The transcript has 8 exons. Gene Ontology annotation, biological process: tRNA 5'-leader removal.
UUCAAUUUCCUUCUCUCUUCCUUGAGUUCCUUCAGUUUGCGGUUUGCACUUCGCACUUUGCAGUUUGUGCUUCCUCGGACUUCAUCGACUUCUUGUCUCCUCCAUAGGUUUGCAGCGCCCCUAGACCGUGGUCGUCGUUUCUAAUCUGCUUCUUCAGUUCUUCUACUCGGAACUUAUAAAUAGGGUUUUGGCCGUCGAUUCCGUGCUCCAACUCCUGCAUAUGAGCGUGCCUGUUACCUCUGCGCUUGACAUUUACUCGUCGAACCGGUUCCUCGAGUCAGCCAGUCAGUUUUCUGAUGAUUGUUAAACAACAUCUGAGGUUUUAAAUCCUCUAAGUCUGGAUGCUAACCCCUCUAUCAAAUCCAUCAAUGGAUACAUCAAACUACUCAAACACAAAGAAGAGGAAGAAGACCCAUCAAUCUCCAGAGGCGACAUUCCAAUUUGAGCUGAAUUCUUGUUCCAAAAACAAGGAUUUGCGUGGUGCAAUCGCCCUAUAUGAAAUCGCCAUUUUACAGAAAAUAAGAAUUAAUCAGCAUCACUUCAAUGCCUUACUCUACCUCUGUUCCAAUUCUGUCGCUGACAUGUCACUCAAAGACUUAUCUUUGGAUUAUGGGUUUCGUGUUUUUGAUCAGAUGUCAAUUCUUGGCAUCAAUCCUAAUGAGGCUUCAAUCACAGCUGUUGCUAGGCUAGCUGCAGCGAAAGGAGAUGGAGACUAUGCCUUUGAAUUGGUUAAGAGUGUGGGAAAGUACAAUGUUGCUCCUCGAUUGCGAACAUUUGAUCCUGCUUUGUUCUGCUUUUGUGAUCAUUUGGAGGCUGAUAAAGCCUAUGAAGUUGAGAAAGAAAUGGGUGCAGCUGGAGUAAGUCUGGAGGAACAAGAGCUUGCUGCACUUUUGAAGGUCAGUGUGAAGAAAGGUAGAGCAGAGAGAGUUUAUGAAUAUUUACAUAAGCUCAGAAGCUCCAUAAGGUGUGUCAGUGAAUUGACUUCACAGAUUAUUGAAGACUGGUUUCAAAGUGCAGAAGCUUCAGAGGUUGGUGAGCUAAAUUUGGAUCCUAGACAAGUCAAAGAUGGAAUUGGACGGAAUGGAGGAGGGUGGCAUGGGCAAGGAUGGAUUGGAAAAGGGAAAUGGGCUGUAUGCAAACCUAAUAUUGAUGCAAAUGGCCAUUGUUGUUGUUGUCAUGAGCAAUUGGCUUGUGUUGACAUUAAUGAUGAUGAAACAGAGAAAUUCGCUCAGUCUGUUGCUGCCUUGGCAUUGGAACGAGAGGUCAAGGAAAAUUUCAGAGAGUUUCAGGGCUGGCUUGAAGAACAUGCAGACUUUGAAGCUAUAGUGGAUGGGGCAAACAUUGGGCUUUACCAGCAAAAUUUUGCAGAGGGUGGAUUUAGUAUUUCUCAGCUUGAUGAUGUUGUGAGGAAACUAUAUGAUAGGAGUAAAAAGAAAUGGCCGCUAGUUAUCGUGCACAACAAACGUAUGAGAGGGCUGAUAGAAAAUCCAUCUAGCAGAAAAUUGGUUGAGGAAUGGAAGGAUAAUGGUGUACUCUAUACGACGCCAAAUGGCUCUAAUGAUGAUUGGUAUUGGCUCUAUGCUGCUGUAAAAUUAAGGUGCUUGCUUGUGACAAAUGAUGAAAUGCGUGACCACAUAUUUGAACUUAUAGGAAGCAGCUUUUUUAACCAGUGGAAAGAAAGACAUCAGGUUCACUACACAUUUGUUAAAGGAAAUCUUAAACUUCUGAUGCCUCCAUCAUAUUCAUAUGUUAUUCAGGAAUCAGAAAAAGGAUCAUGGCAUGUGCCAGUUGUAACAGGCAAUAGAAAUGAAGAAUCCUCAAGAACUUGGCUUUGCAUUACACGGCCAAGCACCGAUGCUUCUGACGAUGUGAAAACUUGUGAAAAUGGUAAUGUCUGUCAUCACAGUGACUAGAUCUUGAGAGAUAUGCAAGCCAUGGUGAUCAUAGCUCAGAUUUCUCUCUAGUUGAAAAGGAUCAGACAGCAGCUACCCAAGAAAAGGUGCCCUUCCUAAUGUCUCAUAAAACAAGAUGGUUCACGGUAUGAACGGGACGGCAACAUUAUUUAUGCUUCAUGGUUAUCUGGUUUCUGCACUUUAAUGCUCAUGCAAGCUCAAGUUUUGGAAUAGGGUUCAAAUUAGAAAUUUUAUCUUGAAAUAUCUGUUGUGAGGAUAUUUAUAUUUAGUUGUUGGUGAUCUGGGAUAGUGAAAGUAGGUAUUGGGUUCUCAUGCUUUUUCCCUCCAUGACUGAAUGGUCAUGCCCAGAGUGUUAAUUAUUUUUUUGGGGGCCAGAUCCUCUCCUAGUUAAUGUAACUGAAUAAAUUUUUGGGUUUUGAUUCAUUAACUUACUGGAGUCCUAAAUUAUGCGCUUGGUCCGCCUGGUCAAAAUAUGUUUUAUUGAGUCAGUAACACUAAAUUUCUUUUUCA